AUGCCUCCGAGACAUAGCGUACCUAGUGGAUAUGCCGGCGGAUACGCGAGCAUACCUCAAAGAGGUCACGCUCCAGUCGUUCAUGAAGACGCAGACAACCGUGAACCAGGAUUGUUAUUCACCUUUAUUCUGGCUAACGUUUCAACGUCAUCACCGUACACAGAGCCUAGAAAAUCAAAGGCACAUGUAACAUAUCCUCCGAAACGUCUUCACACACCACAAGAUAUUCUUCCUCCCUUUGUCAUAUCUUGUGGCUCUGAAGAAGGCGAUAAUGCCGAAACGUUAGCCAGAAUUAAUGUGAAUAACAAUUUUGGUUCUGCUCAAACGAAUUUAUGUACUCAGAAUUUCACAAAAAAAAAGCCGUCGCUAAAAAUGCGAUUCGACUUCAUCGAGCGACAUAUCGCUCGAUUCUUUAGCAAAUACGGCCGUUACCUUGCUAACAAUCCGCUUCCUUUUGUAAUAUUCCCCGUACUUUUCACAUUAGCAAUGGCCACAGGAUUUCUCCACGUAGAACAAAUUACGGACGCGGUUUAUUUGUUCACACCAGUUGGUGCUCGAAGUAAAAUUGAAAGAAAUUCAAUUCAUGAGAAAUGGCCAUUAACAGAGAACAACUACAUUGCUGGAAGAGCUGUUACUCAAAAUCGUGAAGUACAGGUGACAGCUUUGGCCCGUGACGGUGGCAACAUCCUUGAGCAUCAGUACGCUGAAGCAGUCUUCAGACUUGAUCGCUAUAUUCAGAAGAGGGUGCGAGUGCUGUUCAAACAUCGCUACUACACCUAUCAUGAUCUUUGUCUUCAAUACAAAGGAAGCGGAUGCCCUGCUAACAAACAUGUUCACGUUCUGUCCGAUCUCUAUAACCAUGGAUUUAACAUCACUUUUCCAUAUUUUCGUUUUGGAACAGAAGGCGGAUAUCUUGGAGGAGGUUUGGGAGGAGUUUCACUGAUGAAAACUGAGAACGGCACGAACAUCCUGGCCGGUGCCCGAGCCUGGUUACUUCUUUACCAUUUGAAAUUUUUCCCAAGUGAAACCAGUUAUAUCUCAGCUCUAUGGGAAAAGGAACUUGGAAAACAUCUUGCUGCUUAUCCGGAAGAUCCUUACAUAAAAAUCACUUAUUUUCACUCACAAACGUUAGCCGAUGAGCUCAAGCGGAACGCCGAAUCAUUGCUACCUCGAUUCAUCGUUGCUAUCACACUGUUGGUUCUCUUCUCCAUGAUGUGCUCGAUUGCGUUCGUUGAUGGGACCUACUAUAUCGAUUGGGUCUUGAGCAAACCAAUCCUGGCAAUUUUAGGAGUUGUCAAUGCAGGAAUGGGAAUCAUAACAUCUGUGGGUAUGCUUAUGUUGUUCGGAAUGCAAUACAGCGAAAUAGUAGCUGUGAUGCCAUUUCUGGUAGUAGCUGUUGGCACCGAUAACAUGUUCCUGAUGGUGGCUGCGAUUCGUCGAACCUCAAGAUCGCUCCCGGCUUCGGAACGAAUGGCCGAAUGCAUGGCGGAUGCAGCAGUAUCCAUUUUGAUAACGGCAACUACUGAUGCGUUUUCGUUCGGAGUCGGUGCUAUAACCUCAUUACCAGCUGUGCAUAUCUUCUGCGUCUACACCGGAGUAGCUAUAUGGUUCGCGUUCAUCUAUCAGAUAACCUUCUUUGCCGCUCUGUUAGCCAUGUUCACAAAAGUCGAAGAAAAUGGACGAAAUACUGCGUUUGGUGUGCAAGCUCUAACAGAAUCAGACAUGAAGGUUGCCACAUGCGGAAAUGACAUCAAGGAGUCCGCUAUCUCUGAGUUUUUCCGAGACUGGUAUGCACCACUUCUAAUGAAUCGACUCGUCCGCGGGAUUGCUAUGCUCUGGUAUUUGAUCUACCUCUAUUUUGCCUACUAUGGAGUUACUCAACUUAAGGAAGGCCUCGAACCAGUUAAUCUGCUCGUCGAAGACUCCUACGCGAUCCCUCACUACAAACUACUGCAGAAGUAUUUUUGGAAGUACGGAGCCAUCCUGCAGGUCGUCGUCAACAACGCGCCCGAUCUACGCAGUGCAGCCGCUCGCGAACGCGUUAAAGCGAUGGUAGGCGAUUUUGCGACAACGCGACAUUCGAUCGGAAUGGAAGGUGUUCAGUUCUGGAUGAAUGAAAUGGAAUCAUAUUAUCGCGACAAUCUGGACAUGAAAAUUAUCGACGGCGCUUUCUACAGUAUGCUACGACACUGGUUAGCGUCAAAAUAUAACAAUCCAUGGGCAGAGGAUUUGUAUUGGGGUGAAGAUAACUAUGGUAACUCUACUGUGAAGAGUUUUCGUUUUUUAAUCGGAAUGCGUGAUCUCUCAUCCACUCAAGAGCAAACUGAUGCAACAUUAAUGUUCAGAGAGGUGGCAGAUCGUUGGCCUGAAUUCAACGUUACCACCUUCAUGCCGUUAUGGUUGUUCACAGAUCAGUUUGCAAUAAUUGUACCGAAUACGGUACAAAACAUUAUUAUCGCUCUUGCAUGCAUGGUACUCAUCGCUUUUCUACUAAUUCCUCAACCAAUGUGCGCUUUUUGGGUCGCAUUAGCUUGCGGUUCAAUCGAUUUCGGAGUUGUUGGCUAUAUGACUCUGUGGGGAGUGAAUCUUGAUGCUAUCUCUAUGAUCACCAUUAUUAUGUCGAUCGGAUUCUCCGUCGAUCAUUCUGCUCACAUCACAUAUGGUUAUGUGGUUUCGGAAGCACCUCUUCCAAGAGACAAAGUCAGGGACGCUCUCUCUGCGCUUGGAUGGCCUCUUUGUCAGGGAGCAUUGUCAACUAUUAUUGCUGUUGCUGUGUUAGCUGACGUACCAGCCUAUAUGAUCGUCACUUUCUUCAAAACGGUUCUCCUUGCGAUAACAAUCGGUUUACUCCAUGGUCUGGUAUUUCUACCGGUGCUACUUUCAACGUUUGUACGAGGCUGUUGUUUCAUGGAUACUGAUUCGCCUUCGCUCAAAGAGAAAGAGAAGAUAACUCCAGCCGUUGUGAAAGACAUUGUGACACUGGAAGGAGGAAUGCGUAGAUGGUCACCACAGAUCCUACACGGCAUGGUUACUCCAUCUGUGCGAAUAUUCGAAUCGCCUGCAAGUUUCGCAUCACCUUCGCCAAGUAUUGAGGUCGGUUCGGCCGGAGUGCACAAUCGCUCGCGAAAUUCCAUCAAAUCUCCAGACCAUGUAAUUUCUAAAGAUUUCUAA
Necator americanus (New World hookworm) is the source of this 3171-nucleotide messenger RNA. RefSeq lists its product as uncharacterized. NCBI's taxonomy places the organism in Eukaryota, Metazoa, Nematoda, Chromadorea, Rhabditida, Ancylostomatidae. Gene Ontology annotation, cellular component: plasma membrane; cytoplasmic vesicle membrane. The record is from RefSeq and is a predicted model, not a curated record. Gene Ontology annotation, biological process: transmembrane transport; endocytosis; molting cycle, collagen and cuticulin-based cuticle. The transcript has 29 exons. Gene Ontology annotation, molecular function: transmembrane transporter activity. Bases 1 to 3171 code for a protein of 1056 amino acids.